GGCUGUACACGCAACAUUCUUUGCCUGGAAAAAAAAUCUGGUAGAAAAAAAAGUUGUACCUUAUCUUUUGACAGUGACAUUGACAAGUUUCAAAAACCCAAACAAAGUUAGAGAAAGUGUUCGCAAAAUUGAAAAAAUGAGUGAUAAAAUUGGUUCUGAAACGCCUAGGAUAGAGAAAUCUGCGUGUAUAUUCUGCAAUAUAGCCAACAAAUUGGAAAACACCGAGAUUCUGUUUGAGGAUGACGAUGUAUGCGUUUUUCGCGAUAUCAAACCGGCUAGUGAUUAUCACGUAUUAAUUAUACCCAAGAGGCAUAUUGAGGAUGCAAAAAGCUUGACAUCAGCUGAUAAGGACUUGGUUGAGAAACUGUUGACGACUGCCAAAGAGCUUCUCUCCAAAAACAACUUGUCAAUAGAGGAUGCCAGAUUUGGUUACCACUGGCCUCCGUUCCGAAGUGUCAAGCAUCUACAUCUUCAUGCCAUAGCACCAGAGUCCAAAAUGGGUAUGAUUGGACGAAUGGUAUUCAAGAAGGAUUCAUACUGGUUUGUUUCGCCCGAGUACGUUGUGUCGAGACUGUGAUAGAAAGAGUAGAGGACUGAAGACAUUGUUAUUUGGAAUUAAUUAUUUAUAUAAAAUAUUAAUGUAAAAUAAAAUAUCUAGUGAUUAAUUUUAGACAGUAAAA
Maniola jurtina (meadow brown) is the source of this 680-nucleotide messenger RNA. Its product is annotated as adenosine 5'-monophosphoramidase HINT3-like. The record is from RefSeq and is a predicted model, not a curated record. Gene Ontology annotation, molecular function: catalytic activity. Bases 137 to 577 code for a protein of 146 amino acids. Lineage: Eukaryota; Metazoa; Arthropoda; Insecta; Lepidoptera; Nymphalidae. The transcript has 3 exons.